AUGAAAGCAUCAAUCUGCAAGGAUGAGUUUGAGCUCAAAUGGGAAGGGGGAAUCGAGGAAGGGCAAAGUUUACUAUACCAAUGCCAAGAAGAUGGUUUGCUAGUGCUACCCAUGAUAGAUGUGAUGCAACGCCUGGGCAUAGACUACCAUUUCCAAGAGCUUAUCGAGGCAAUUUUGCAUCGACAAUAUCACAAAACCAAAUUUCUUUUUGAUGAAACUGCUGAUCUUCACGAUAUUUCACUUCGCUUUAGAUUAUUUAGGCAAGAAGGUUACCCUAUCUCCUCAGAUGUUUUCACCAAGUUCACUGAUGAAGAAGGGAAGUUUAAGGAAGAGCUAAUAAGCAAAGAUAUUAAGGGGUUGAUGGCGUUGCAUGAAGCAUCUCAUCUUGCCAUACAAGGAGAAGAUAUUCUUGAAGAAGCUGAAAGGUUUAGUAGAGAGUCUUUGAUGGCAAACAUGACCUGUCUUGAUGAUUGUCAAGCCAUCUUAGUUCAGAAAACAUUGCAAUAUCCCCAUCAUAAGAGCUUGCCCAGGUUCACAGCCAAAACCAUUAUUGAAAAUAUGAGAUUUGAAAAUGCAUGGGAAGCUAGCUUGGUAAAUUUGGCAACUAUGGAAUAUAGCAUAACCCAAUCACUUUAUCAAGAAGAAUUUCGCCAAAUUCUCCUGUGA
Messenger RNA from Ipomoea triloba (trilobed morning glory), 666 nucleotides. Its product is annotated as (3S,6E)-nerolidol synthase 2, chloroplastic/mitochondrial-like. The record is from RefSeq and is a predicted model, not a curated record. Gene Ontology annotation, molecular function: terpene synthase activity. The coding region runs from base 1 to 666 and encodes 221 amino acids. Lineage: Eukaryota; Viridiplantae; Streptophyta; Magnoliopsida; Solanales; Convolvulaceae. The transcript is spliced from 2 exons.